AUGGACGGGAACGGGUAUGCUUACAGCUACUCGCAUGGAUCAGCCUCGAAACCAUCCACUAGUAUGCGUCAGCCAGCGCCCUCGGCUUCGUCUUCCAGCGCUGCUAAGGAGACUCGUGACAGGAUAAAACGCUAUGAUGAACAGACAAGGCAGCUGGAGGAACAAGAGCAUCAACGAAUGCAGCAGUACAAAAUAGCGCACACGAGACAAGUGGCAGAGAAACGCAAGGUUAGCCGGCUUCCGGCGCCCUCGGCUGAAUUCAGGUCAUCCGCCAGGUCGGCAGAUUUGCACUUACCCACAAACGAAACAACUGACCACACAGGGACAACGUUUACUAAUAUACUACACAAUGUUUAUCAAGAAGUUGCCAGAGGAAAACUACAGAACACUGCAUUUAUGGAUUCAUGUGUCCCAUUUUUGCAGUCAGAAGCCCAGGGCGCAAAGACGUUUGUUUUGGAGGAAAAUCGUGCCGUCUCGGAAACACAUCAGCUUGCCAUGUGCUCCGUUCAGAAUAAGCUUCCGCCCUCCAAAAUGAAAGGUGGACCAGUUGACCGUCGUAGCGAUAAGCGGCACGCUAACGAAUUCAGUGUCUCUAGUACAGAUACCUCCAUAGCCAACCUUUCACAAGCCAAAGCCAAAACAUCAGCACCCGUAGUCCCGCCAGAAGAUGAAUACCUUACUUCCAUCAAUUCGAAUAAUGCUGCAGGUCUACAGCGAGCCAUUGAUGAUGUUCGCCAACUUCCAACAUAUGCAGAAUCUUCUGAUGAUGAAGACGACACAAACUACGCAGAUAGUGUCUAUGAUAAUGGACUGCAGCGGUACUCUCAAGCUGCUAUACCAGCACUUACCUCUUCGGCUCAAUUGGAGCCCCAUCUAACGAAUGACCAGGCCCACACGCACAUGUUUUUCUCUGCGUCUGCUCACGAGCAAUUAGCAAAUGGUAUCAUGCGACUAUCUCCUAUCUUACAAAACAAAGAAGUAGAGCUCAAAACAAGGCCAGCCCCGAAACCAAAGACAUUCGAGGGCCUAGAAACCGUGAAAUUGAAUCGAAACCUUGCCAAAUGCACCGAUGAUGAAGAGGCAUUGAAGAGAGAGCUGUCUGAACUGGACAAGAAACUGGCAAACUACUCUAUCGAUAGCACAAACGUAAGCCACCAAGCCGGGGUAUCUAUCUCCAUACUGUCUGACUAUCCUCCCAAGCGACCUUCUAAGACGUUAGAAGAUCUUGCAUACGGAUCACCUGAUGACGACCUCACCGACGAGCAGAGACAGAAAAAGCGCCUAGACUACCUUAAACACCAGCAGAUGCACGAUAGCAAGGCAGUAAAAGAAUCCCUUUCAAAUGCAGCAGUUGGUCCGCACCAACUUCGAGUCCAGAAUAUAGAUCAGUUGAAGACACAGCAGCAGCCAGAUCAACGACUGCCCUCUGCGAGCAAUAAAAGUAGCAAGGCUCAGUAUUCUGCUAUUGCGCCACUAAACAGCAGUACAAGCAAUACUAAUAUCUCCAAUAGCAACGGGCGUGGAAAGAGUGCGCAAGCAACAGGUCCCAUACGGCGAGUCAUGCGGCGCACAUCUGCAAAACAAAGUCUCUCUGAGCCAAAGCCCCUGCCUACUGUGCUAGCGUCAUCUGGGGGCGCUGAUGACUCCUCCGCAUCACAAGAGGUUCAUGUGUCGAAUCAUCAGCUUCUGAAAUCCCUCUUUUCGGGUCCCCUUGAUGUCUCUCAAAGUGUCGGGUAUGGUGUACUCAACGUUGUAAAGACAAAGAGCAGAAGUGGAGCGUACAAAAGCAGCCUCCCAGAGCAGCAAGACCCAGACUUGAAAGCCCAAGUGCACACAAAUAACCAUUCCUGCCACAGUGAAAAUGACGACGAGGACAGCGAAGUAAGGAUUGCAGUGGUUAAUUAUCAAGAAAAUUACAAUAAGAGAAGCGCUAAUAAAUCGGCAAAGCGCCAAAGUCAACAAGAUCGGAGAGGACCAAGAUCUAACAUGCAAUCUGAUUCAGAGCAACACGAAGACGAUUAUGCAAGCAAUAAUGACAAGAAUCCCGUAAAGUCCGUCGUUAGAAACCCUUCAAGGGAGCUUAGGCCAACUGCUAACAGCCACAACGAGGAGAAGGCACAUCCAUCACAAGCCUCGAGUUCCUCUGAAUACAAAGCAUCCGCACACAAGCUUACCAGACGGACUACACCGGCACCCACACCAAAAAAUCAGGUAAGGCAGAAAAGUGUGACAUUCACCGAUGAAAGAGAGCAUGGUGAAAAUAUUGAAGAAGAAAGAGAGAACAAGGCGAUCACCAUACCUUACUCAUCUCAAUAUGCCGGAUACCGGAUUCAGCACAAGGAGGUAGAGGCUCUUGAUAACGAAUUCAUUCCUAAGCAUGAUAACCUUACGGUAUCUGACUUGUUAGAUGAUGAUUACGACGCUCUAGAUGAUUAUGACUUCUCUGCAUAA
Molecule: messenger RNA, 2451 nt
Organism: Giardia duodenalis
Lineage: Eukaryota; Fornicata; Diplomonadida; Hexamitidae
Exons: 1
Coding region: 1-2451 (816 amino acids)
Source: RefSeq, a predicted model, not a curated record